CUUUUUUUGAAAUCUCGAAGCAGCAAAUCACCACGCGCAUCUCCGUCCGUCCCAGUAAGCCGUCACUCGCCAGCCGUCCGCCUCCGUACAAAAGUUGUCACUCUCCAGAGUCAACCGCAGAUCAUCCCCCCCUCGGCAUGAUGGAGCCGUCCACCUCCCCAGCGGUGCUUACCGUCCCCGCACAGCCGACAGCGUGCCAAAAAUGCUGCUCUCCCUGCGACGAGAGCGAAGGCAUGGUCACUCCGAGAGGUACAUGAUGGCUGUGCAUUCAUCGCCACACAUGAGGCAUGCAGUCUAGAUCUCCCCUCCCUGUCUGUAUGCGGUGCGUCAUGCAGAGCCGCCGGAGGAGGAGCGCAGUGUGGUCUUCCACUCGCCAGUGGCGCACCGGAAUGAGAGAUCCGACUAUAAUGGCUAUGAGGAGGAGGAGGCCGAUGAGGGAGGCAGCUCACUGGGGCUGCUGACGGUGCUGCUGCCGUGCUUUGUGGCCCUGGCGACGCACACGUGGAUCCACAGCCUGUCCAUGUUCGAGAUCUACCUUCUGCGAGACCCUGCUCUCAGGUAUGGCGCCCCGCCGGUUGGUCACAGGACAUUCCUUCCUGCACUUUUUGUUCAGGUAUACGACCCGCACGCACGGCGUCAUCAUGUCGCUCUACUCGCUGCCCGAGAUGCUGUCGGCCAUCGUGGGCGGUCUCCUUUACACCCUCCCACGCGCACCCACCCUGCUGCUGGCAGCCAUCACCUUCGAGUGGGUCGGCCAGGUCAUCUUCGCCGCGGCAAUCGGCAUGAACACGCUCCCCUUCGCAUUCGUCGGCCAGUGCAUGGCUGGGAUGGGUGCCGGCAUCACGGUGGUCAUCCAGAGGGCCGUCAUGUCAGGCCUCCUGCCGCACAAGACCACCACGGCCAUGGGCCUCGCCGUGGCCAUCGCUGCCCUCGGCCGCACGACGGCCAAAGCGACUGUGGCUCCCCUUGUCGACAUCUCUGGCGGCUACAAGAACGCCCUCGCCUGUGUGGUGCUCUCGACGUCAUUCUCCUUCGUGGCUGCAGUGAUUUUCGUCUUUCACGGCAGGAGAGUUCUGGGCCGGAUAGAGAGGCAGACGCUCGGCCGGUCGGCCAAGGGUGAGGGCGUGGGUGUGGCGCGUGCGUGGGCCGCCAUUGCACAGGGGGAGCUGACGGGAAGGUUCUGGGUGCUGAACGUGCUACACCUGUUGCUGCUGGCGGUGCUGCACACCUUCAUGAACUUCUCGGGCGACCUCAUCUUUCAGGUACGUCAACGUCAUGGAUGCUGCCAUCCAUCCAUCCAUCCAUCCACUGUCCCUUGUUGUCUGUCAGACCUGGCACACCGGCGAUAUCGCCACAGGGCUCCUCUCGUCCAUAGUGACCGGCCUGGUGAUCAUCGUGCUACCCCCAAUCACCUUUCUCCUCGACACAUUCGGCGGCGGACUCUCAGUCUGCCUCACAGCAUGCAUCAUGACCCUCCUGGUGCUUGUGGGGGCGGCCACUGCCGGCGGCGCGCCGCCGGCCCGCGGCCCAGGGGGCGAGAAGAGCGUCGUGCCGAGUGUGGCGUCGGGCAGCGGCCCGGGUAGCCGGGCCUUUGCGGGGCUGCUGGUGGUGGUGCUGGGGUUCACGGAGGCGGUGGGGCCGGCUGUGCUGCUGGGAAGGAUCCCCCACGAAGACAGGUGCGUGUGUGGGCGAAGGGGUGCAAGAAGCGACGCCGUAAAUGAGUUGUGGUCUGCUUCAUUGUCUCAUUCCUUCAGCGUCCGGUCGCCCAAUCUGCACGGUUUGGCGUUUGCCGUGGCCGAGGUCUCGUCCGCCCCCGCAGUGGCCAUCCUCAACGCGUCAUUCGGCUCCAUCGCCCAGUCCACCCACACCUACCUCUACCCCCUCCUGCUCCUCGCCGCUCUCGCCUGUCUCGCGGCAUGCCUCCUUGUUGCUCUCCUCGUCAAGGAGCCGAAACGCGGCGCGGCUUUGCACCACGGCUACUCUCGCGCGCGGCUUGGGGUGAUUGGUGUGGCUAGGAGGGAGGCCAGUGAGGGGUGGCGGAGCUGUGUCGGGGAGGAGAGCGCCUGCUCGCGGGGGCAGCAGAGGAACGGCAACUGCACUGGCAACGGCAACGGGAACGGGCAGCUGGCAGUCGAUGAUGUCGGGGACGGGUAUAGGCCGCUUGCAGACGAGAAUGGCGCGUAGGCGCUUGUUCGCCUGUCUGUCUGCCGGUUAGGAGUAGGUUCGGUCAUUCACUGAUUGGUCGAUUCAUUUGUCGUCGUCGUGGACGGACAGACGUCUGUCUGAGAGUUUUCCUCGGUCUGUGCGUGUGUGUGAUCGAUUCCACC
This is a messenger RNA of Vitrella brassicaformis, 2327 nucleotides long. The record is from the annotation of a GenBank genome assembly. Lineage: Eukaryota; Vitrellaceae.